CUGUUUCUCAGCAGCUUCCCACGGGCUGCAGCUGCACUGCCUUCCUGCCUUUUCCUCAAAUUCUGCUCUUGCCCCAAUAAUACGUGCCCUAGGCAUGGCUGGUCCUUUCUGCUGUUUUUGGAUUUUCUGACAAUUCUUGAUCACUCUCCUUUAUUCCAUCUCACCUUUCACCUCUUGGGUCAGACCCAGCACAGUCUGGCCCCCUUGAAGCAAGAGUCUCUUGUCCGCACAAAGGAGAUGACCACUUCCUUCCCUUAAACACUCCAGAUCAUCACUGAGUUUCUACUUGGUUGGAAUGAGCUGCGGAUUUCAUCCUGCUUAUGUUCAGCUGAAGCUCGGAGGAUGUGGGGUCGUCAGCUGAUUCACCUGCUCUCUAGCUCCCAGCGGCUACUGAAGAAAAGUCCCAGGUGCCGGGUGCCAUGGCUGCUCAACUUCAGGAAAACCCUUCCAAGUCUGACUCGUUGGCAUCACACAGCCCCAGAGUCGCUGAAGUGUGCCUGGCAGUUAAACGAUGAUCACUUGGAGCUGAAAUAUGGGGAUGUCCUCAUGCGCUUUGACUACGUCUGGCUACGUGAUCACUGCCGCUCUGCUUCCUGCUACAAUACCAAGACCAACCAGCGCAGCUUGGACACAGCCAGUGUGGAUCUGUGCAUCAGGCCAAAGAGCGUCCGUGUGGAUGAAACAACACUCUUUCUUACCUGGCCAGAUGGCCACGUGACGAGGUACGGGUUGGAAUGGCUGCUGAAGAACAGCUACGAAGGGCAGAAGCAGCAGGUCAUGCAGCCACGCAUUCUCUGGAAUGCUCAUAUCUACCAGGAAGCCCAAGUGCCCUCAGUGGACUGCCAGAGCUUCCUGGAGACCAACGAGGGCCUGAGAGAGUUCCUGCAAAACUUCUUGCUCUACGGGAUCGCAUUUGUGGAAAACGUCCCCCCAACCAAAGAAGACACCGAGAUCUUAGCAGAGAGGAUCAGCUUGAUCAGGGAGACUAUCUAUGGCAGGAUGUGGCACUUCACCUCUGACUUCUCCCGGGGAGACACAGCCUACACCAAGCUGGCUUUGGACCGUCACACAGAUACCACUUAUUUCCAGGAACCCUGUGGCAUCCAGGUGUUUCACUGCCUCCGGCAUGAAGGGACAGGUGGUCGUACAUUGCUUGUGGAUGGCUUCUACGCAGCAGAGCAGGUGCUCCAGCAAGCCCCGGAUGACUUUGAGCUCCUCACCAAGGUGCCACUGAAGCACGAAUAUAUCGAGAAUGUGGGGGGCUGCCACAACCACAUGAUUGGGGUUGGGCCUGUCUUGAAUGUCUACCCCUGGAACAACGAGAUCUACUUGAUCAGGUACAACAACUACGACCGAGCCGUCAUUAACACGGUGCCUUAUGACACUGUGCACCGCUGGUACAGCGCACACCGCACUCUCACCGCCGAGCUAAGGAGACCGGAGAAUGAGCUCUGGGUGAAGCUGAAGCCGGGCAAGGCCCUGUUUGUGGACAACUGGCGAGUUCUGCACGGCCGGGAGUCUUUCACAGGUUACCGCCAGCUCUGCGGCUGCUACCUGACGAGAGAUGACGUGCUGAAUACAGCCCGCUUCCUGGGGCUGCAAGCCUAGCUUGACCUGGGCUUCCGGAAUUUAGGGAAUUGCGGAUCCAGGAAUGAGAGAGCUUUUCGCAAUAUACCUCACAGACUUGACCUUCUGCUCGCAAGAGGAGGAGAGUUCCCCAUGGGAUUACUUGAUUGUCAGCCAGCCCAUGCAGUUUAUUUGCCUUUCCCCCCACCCCACACAUACACUAUCCCAGUUUUUUGGUCUUUUGUUGUCCAACUCCCUUUGGCUUUCACGGCACAAUGGACACAUUUGGUGCAGGAAGGAAUCAAAGUCCACUGCAGCACUCGAGGUGCCAGAUCUUGUUGUGCCUUUUUGCUGUUGUAACUGAACUAUAAUGCUAACUUUGGUCAGUGGGCAUUUUUUACACUGGCACUCCAUAGUUUUGCUGACCACAGGACAAGUGAGUGUCCUUAGAAGUGUGGGGAGAGAACUCUCUCCACCCGACACCAGUCUUCAAACACCUUCAAAAAUACACAAGUGCCAGGUGUUGGAAGCUUUUAGGGCUGUCCCCAUUGUCUGCUGAUGGCUCAAACUUGCCAUAUUGAUAGGAAAGCAGCUACAGGAAAUUUUGUGGCGAGGGAGGAGAGCUGCAUGGCUAGAGCCAGGUAGUUAUGCUGGGGGUCCUUCUUUACCAGAACUGCAAACGACAGUUUGUGCACAGUGAUAUCUUCCCCUUCCCCAUAUCCUGCGUUGUUUUUCUUUUGCCAUGAUAGCUCCUCCUAGUCCAUGAUAGCUGCCCUUUCUUCAUUUUGGUUCUUGAAUAUAUAUUUUUGCCUUGUGCUUUUUCUUUUCUUUUCUUUUCUUUUUGCUUUGGCCUUCCAAGGAUUUACUCCUACUUCGUUGAUAGCCUCUCACCUUGUGAGCAAUAGGAAAGUAAUUGAAUUAGGAGCAGUGGCACUGUCAGGGCAGGACUCUGGGGCAGAGGUCAUGGUCCCUUCAGCAAAAUGAGCAUGGAGGCCGACAGACAUGGCAGCAGGACUGACUUUCCACAUUUUUGAAGUUACUGGAACAAGAUGAAUGACCAUCUAAAGUGAGGAAGGGGUUCCCAGCUGUGGUUUCUUUGGUUAAAAAAAAUAGAGGUGCUGGUACUCAUAUCUAGUACCAAGGAUGCCAGAACAAAACAAGGCAAUGUUCCUCCAUACAGGUGGGGAAAAGCACUGACUUCCCAUAAGACCAGUGGUGGGCCUACAUUUGGGGGGUCCUGAUGCUUGCUCUGUUAUGGGGGGCCCCUUUGCAACCAGGUAUGGGUAACCACGGUUGUCUUCCUCAAUGGGGUUGCUUCACGACAAUCACUGCAAUUAAAAAAUAAUAAUUCAA
Messenger RNA from Podarcis muralis (Common wall lizard), 2919 nucleotides. RefSeq names its product trimethyllysine hydroxylase, epsilon (gene TMLHE). Gene Ontology annotation, cellular component: mitochondrion. Gene Ontology annotation, biological process: carnitine biosynthetic process. Lineage: Eukaryota; Metazoa; Chordata; Lepidosauria; Squamata; Lacertidae. Gene Ontology annotation, molecular function: trimethyllysine dioxygenase activity; iron ion binding. The record is from RefSeq and is a predicted model, not a curated record.